Messenger RNA from Bombus pyrosoma, 753 nucleotides. It is a transcript of the gene gdl, whose product is annotated as gonadal protein gdl. Bases 173 to 697 code for a protein of 174 amino acids. The record is from RefSeq and is a predicted model, not a curated record. NCBI's taxonomy places the organism in Eukaryota, Metazoa, Arthropoda, Insecta, Hymenoptera, Apidae. The transcript is spliced from 2 exons.
UUUAUUGAUUAUUUAGAUAUCUACUUUGAUUUUAAGUUAUUUUUCAAUUAAUAUUGUUACGAAAAUUUUAUCAAAAUAUUCUUAAUAAAAGGACUUCAGAUAUAAACCUAACCACAUUUGUACUUUUUAACAUAUAAAUAUAUGUAAUUUUGUGAUUUUUGAUGAUGAAACAAUGGAUGUAGCUACUCCAACUCCACAAGAUCUUCAGAGAAAACUGUAUUUUUUAGUGGAGCAACUCCAACACAUGGCUGGUGAACUUCCUCCAAAGUAUCAAAUGCGUCUUCCCUAUGAAUUAUUAUCUGGUUUAGCUAAUUCUCUACUGAAUGAUACAAUAUUUGAAAUUGUUAAGGGAUUAAUGGAGAUACAGCAUGUUACAGAGAAACAUCUUUUUCAACAACGUCUUCAGUUACUAAAUCAACAGAAAAUCGAAAUGCAAGAAUCAUUAUCAUCAACAUACACAGAUGAAGAAAGAACAACGAUGAAAGUAACAUUAUAUAAAAAACACAAAGAGGAGCUUAAACAAAUGGAUAUGAAAUUAGUUCUACAAUUAGAUCAAAAAGUAGCAGAUCAACAAAGUAUUUUAGAAAAAGCUGGUGUACCUGGCUUUUAUGUUACCAACAAUCCAAUAGAAAUUCAAGUCCAAAUGAGAUUGUGUGACUUCAUAAUUAGACUGAGUAAAAUGGAGGUUCCAAGUUAAUAUAUAACUCAUAAAAUUAUUACUUUCUAAGAAUUAUACUACUUCAUCAAAUGAAA